Molecule: messenger RNA, 396 nt
Organism: Opisthorchis viverrini
Lineage: Eukaryota; Metazoa; Platyhelminthes; Trematoda; Opisthorchiida; Opisthorchiidae
Exons: 4
Coding region: 1-396 (131 amino acids)
Source: RefSeq, a predicted model, not a curated record
AUGCGUUUCCACAAUACAGUAGGAUCACCGAAUACGAAAGAAUACCAAACGGUCGAACAAACAAGAUGCCUAACUGCCAUGCACGAGGUCUGGCAUACUGCUAGGUUGCCUAAGCCUAGACAGGGGAAGUCGACAGGCAGAGGUCGGGUUGGAACCACGGACCUUCCGAUCAAUUGUCAGAACCUACGAGGAGUGUUCCACCCUCAACGGGUUUCAUCAAUCACAGGAAAUGUGAUGUAUCAAGGUCAUGAUCCUCGGGAAAGCAUUCAGAACUUUACAGUCGCGGGAAAUCGUUCAGCUUUAGCACCCUUUCGGUGCCUAACUGCCAUGCCACCUGAAGAAAGCACGAGGGCCGGGAUACUGUCAGGUCGCCCGAGCCUAAGCGGAGGAAGUUGA